This is a messenger RNA of Sphenostylis stenocarpa, 624 nucleotides long. The record is from the annotation of a GenBank genome assembly. NCBI's taxonomy places the organism in Eukaryota, Viridiplantae, Streptophyta, Magnoliopsida, Fabales, Fabaceae.
AUGGAGAGUCGCAAUGGUGUAAGUAGAGGACCAAGUGGAGCUCAUGCAGUUUCGCGGUGGAGCCCUACGAAAGAGCAAACAGCAAUGUUGGAGAACCUUUACAAACAGGGAAUAAGGACUCCCAAUACUGAGCAGAUACAAGAGAUUACCUCUAGACUCAGGGCUUAUGGUCACAUCCAGGGAAAGAAUGUAUUUUACUGGUUUCAGAAUCACAAAGCACGCCAAAGACAGAAGCUGAAGCAGAAACAACAAAACAUUUCAUACUCUAAUAACUUUCUUCUUGCGUCGCACCCCAUUUGCCAAAAUGUUGCCUGCGCCCCGUAUUGUUCGCAACACAGUGGAAUCAGCUUUUAUUCUCAACAAGCAAAGAUUUUUGCAGCUGGAGGAAAUGGGUCAAGAAUUGAGACAGCUAUGCCCUUUGGGAUGCCGAAACAAUUGCAACAACCGGAUUAUAACUACACCAUCAGAAGCAGCAAAACCUUAACUCUCUUUCCUCUUCAUCCAACAGGCAUUUUGGAAGAAAAAACUGCUAAUCAAGUGUCUCCAUCACAUUCUUCAAUUUCUGUCGAUGUCACUGAUACAUCUUAUGGUUCUCUUGGUGUUGAUAAAUAUGGCCAUCCUUAA